Molecule: messenger RNA, 333 nt
Organism: Mesoplodon densirostris (Blainville's beaked whale)
Lineage: Eukaryota; Metazoa; Chordata; Mammalia; Artiodactyla; Ziphiidae
Product: transcription initiation factor IIA subunit 2-like
Exons: 3
Coding region: 1-333 (110 amino acids)
Biological process (GO): RNA polymerase II preinitiation complex assembly; transcription initiation at RNA polymerase II promoter
Cellular component (GO): transcription factor TFIIA complex
Molecular function (GO): RNA polymerase II general transcription initiation factor activity; TBP-class protein binding
Source: RefSeq, a predicted model, not a curated record
AUGGCACAUCAGUUGCACAGAGAUACCACUUUGGGAAACAGUCUUCAGGAGAGCCUCAAUGAGCUCAUACAAUCUCAACAGAUCACCCCCCAACUUGCCCUUCAAGUUUUACUUCAGUUUGAUAAGGCUAUAUAUUCAGUGUUGGUACAGAAGGUCGGGAACAGAGUCAAUUCCAGGCCUAUGUAUGGCUCUCUAAAUACGUACAGAUUCUGUGAUAAUGUAUGGACUUUUGUAUUGAAUGAUGUUGAAUUCAGAGAGGUGACAGAACUUGAUAAGGUGAAAAUUGUAGCCUCCUGUGAUGGUAAAAACACUGGCUCCAAUACUACGGAAUGA